This is a messenger RNA of Rana temporaria (common frog), 1186 nucleotides long. It is a transcript of the gene AUNIP, whose product is annotated as aurora kinase A and ninein interacting protein. Lineage: Eukaryota; Metazoa; Chordata; Amphibia; Anura; Ranidae. The record is from RefSeq and is a predicted model, not a curated record. Gene Ontology annotation, biological process: spindle organization. The coding region runs from base 73 to 945 and encodes 290 amino acids. Gene Ontology annotation, cellular component: spindle pole; centrosome. The transcript is spliced from 4 exons.
GGGCGCCUAUACUUCUGGCGGGAAGUUGAAUUUCUUUUUCGAGCCGAGACUUCUUUAUCUGCGAUUAGAAAUAUGAAGGUGAAGAAACAGCGUAGCCGCUGCCUGCAGCCUGAGGAGUGCGGAGUGUGGCUGGACACCGCCCAGCUGAAGAAGAGGUCACAUCAGACCGUCAUCCCUUGCACAUAUUCAAGCCGGUUUAAUCCACUCUUAAGGAGACCUCCUGUUGAUUCUACUACAUUUGAAUUCACUCAAACAAAAACACCCCAGCUCUGCACCAAACAGACCUCUAUGUAUUCCUUUUUUACACAUAAAGGCAAGGAAGUAGCAAAGCCUAAAAAUCAAGAAAACAUAACCGGCAGUCUGUGUGUAAAAGUAACGGCAGAAGAAAAUGAUGCUGACGCUCUACAUAUUGGAUCCUCUUCUGAUUAUGUUGAUGAACAUUCUGCCUAUCGGAACACUACUUCAUGCUAUCCACACAGUGGUAUUCAGCCAUCUGCACAGGAGUGUAAAGAAAACUAUGAUGAAUGUAGUAGCGGGACAAAUGGCCCUGUCCAUCCAAAAGAUUGUUUGCAAAAUCAUUCUGUAAGAACGGAGAAUAUGCAGUGCCACUCUGCAGAUUUCUGUACAUCUGGUAUUGCUAAGCAAACUUUAGUAUCUUUAUUGGACUCUUCAAUACAUUCCUAUUACCCUGAAGUGCAUGAUAAAGACCUACAUACGGAAUUCCAGCCAGACAGUCCACUAUUCACUCAGGAUUCACAGGGCAACAGAGUAAUUGCUCAUAGAGCUGAAAAGACUCGCUGCCCAUCAGGUCCACUUCAGGACAGGACUAAUGUUCCUUGGGAGACUGCUAGCCCAAUGAAAAGAAGCCGCCAAUAUCUCUGUGAUGAUUCUCUGCCAUGCAUGUUUACACAGGACUCUGAAGGAAAUAAGGUUAUAAAGCACUGAAUCAAAACAUUUUCUAAAAAAGAAAAAUCUGUAGUCAACUCUGUAAGGGCAAGCUCACACCACAUGCAGUUCAUUGCAUCUUUUUUUCUGCAUCAAAAAUAGGUUAUAUGGUUUCCAAGGGUGUAGUUUACACCAGUGUAGUCAGUUCCAGUAAAGUAUAACAUGCUGCAUUUUUCCUGCACUGGACUGAAACGGAACAUGGUAAAACACAACAAAAUGCACCGGACCAUGGUACAGUGAA